Pelobates cultripes (western spadefoot toad) is the source of this 14557-nucleotide messenger RNA. The record is from the annotation of a GenBank genome assembly. Lineage: Eukaryota; Metazoa; Chordata; Amphibia; Anura; Pelobatidae.
CAAGGAUUCCACUAGUCAGCAGCUUCUCAGUGAGCAGGCAGCAGGUAUGUGCUGGGAAUACACUGUGUCAUGUGACCUGCCAUGUGUGUCUGUACACUGUGUCAUGUGACCUGCCAUGUGUGUCUGUACACUGAGUCAUGUGACCUGCCAUGUGUGUGUCUGUACACUGUGUCAUGUGACCUGCCAUGUGUGUGUACCUGGCUGUCUGUACACUGUCAUGUGACCUGCCAUGUGUGUGUCUGUACACUGUGUCAUGUGACCUGCCAUGUGUGUGUCUGUACACUGUGUCAUGUGACCUGCCAUGUGUGUGUCUGUACACUGAGUCAUGUGACCUGCCAUGUGUGUGUCUGUACACUGUGUCAUGUGACCUGCCAUGUGUGUGUACCUGGCUGUCUGUACACUGUCAUGUGACCUGCCAUGUGUGUGUCUGUACACUGUGUCAUGUGACCUGCCAUGUGUGUGUCUGUACACUGUGUCAUGUGACCUGCCAUGUGUGUGUCUGUACACUGUGUCAUGUGACCUGCCAUGUGUGUGUCUGUACACUGUGUCAUGUGACCUGCCAUGUAUGUGUCUGUACACUGUGUCAUGUGACCUGCCAUGUGUGUGUACCUGGCUGUCUGUACACUGUCAUGUGACCUGCCAUGUGUGUGUCUGUACACUGUGUCAUGUGACCUGCCAUGUGUGUGUCUGUACACUGUGUCAUGUGACCUGCCAUGUGUGUGUCUGUACACUGUGUCAUGUGACCUGCCAUGUGUGUGUCUGUACACUGUGUCAUGUGACCUGCCAUGUAUGUGUCUGUACACUGUGUCAUGUGACCUGCCAUGUGUGUCUGUACACUGUGUCAUGUGACCUGCAAUGUGUGUGUACCUGGCUGUCUGUACACUGUGUCAUGUGACCUGCCGUGUGUGUCUGUACACUGUGUCAUGUGACCUGCCAUGCGUGUCUGUACACUGUGUCGUGUGACCUGCCAUGUGUUUGUACCUGGCUGUCUGUACACUGUGUCAUGUGACCUGCCAUGUGUGUGUACCUGGCUGUCUGUACACUGUGUCAUGUGACCUGCCAUGUGUGUGUACCUGGCUACCUGUUCACUGUGUCAUGUGACCUGCUAUGUGUGUGUGUGUACCUGGCUAUCUGCAUAUUGUGUCAUGUGACCUGCAAUGUGUGUGUACCUGGCUGUCUGUACACUGUGUCAUAUAGCCAGGGGUAAGUGUGCUCUGUGCAUGGAGGAAAUGAGUGUGUGCAGUGUGGAUAUAGGGGACAGUGUGCAUUGGGAAUAUGGGGCAUGGAUGAUAAAGUGCAGUGGUGGUGCAGGGGCAUAUGAGCAUUAUGGGCAUAGUAGUGUAAUGCUUAAAUUGUGUAAUGAGUGUGUCUGUGUAAUGUAUGUAGAAUUCUGGCAAUUAGGAGAUACAUUUAACACGAUGUGUGUAGAGUUGUGUUGAUUGUGUGUUGGAGUAAUUGUGUGUAUUUUCUAUAGCAGGUGUUUAAUGUACAGUAGACUUGCUGUGAUGGUUCAAUAUGUAUGUAAGGAAGCACCUGUACCCAUAGUGGUACCUCUGUCGUAGUUUCUCCUAGAUCUCGCAAUGAAGUUGUGAAAAUAACUCCCAUGUACCCAAACAUCAGUCGAGACUUGAUGAAAGGUACAAAAGGGUUUUUUGGGGGGGGGUUUUUUAGGCAAAAUCACACACAUUUAUACCCAGACAUCCAGCAUGGGGUCUCUGUUCGGAAACCCCUAAGCCCACCCAGGCGUCUCUGUCUGGGAGAAAAAUUGGGCUGAUCCUCGGUAAACAAAUUAUCUCCUAAAUACAGAGAGCGCAAUACAAAAAAUACCCCCAAAACACACAUUAAAUAUCAAGGUAUCCCAACAUAUCAUACAUCCGCCAAAAGGUCUGAUUCGAGCGACCCCGGAUCCAUGGGGUAUUGUCCAAACAACAUCGUCUCAAAGUUUUAACCGGCCGUUGUGGCAAGUUAUAACGAAAAGAUUUCCAUACUCUCAGUGGAAUAACGGGGCUUAUAUCCUGGCAAGGAAGGGGAGCUCCCUGGUGGUCACAUUUAAGGGGUAGGUGCUUCUCUACAAAUCACUGAGUUCCAGACCGAACGUGGGUUACAUCGGCUCCCUGAUAACUUCUUCUGGGCAGCGAACAAGCGUAGUAGGUGAAAAAAGUACACAGGGGAGGGAAAAUGCUCAGGGGGUCGCUUAGUAGAUCAUAGUGUUUAGAUCUUUACAAUGUACAUAGGACAUGUAGUGUGUGCUUUCUGUGAAAUGGGUUUUGUAAUGCUUGUAUGAAAUCUAAUAUAAGUAUAGUGUAAUAUUUAGUAGUGUUUGUAUGACUUGCUGUUGGAUGUUUUAGCGUUUGCACCAUAAUCACUACAGUGCUUUUUAUGGUUAUGGUUUCAGAAGUGCCCUGGUGUGCUCCCCCAUUCCCAUUGUAAGUAUUUAAAUUGUUUUAGAACGGUUACACUUCUUACCUGUCAGGCGCCACUACGGCGACAGGGGAGUGGGAAACACUGUCUGAGCUAAACCCUGAGGCGCAGGCUAGGCUCAUUGACUGAGAGCGAUCUGCAGAUGUUCGUAGCCCAUGAGCUAGCUGUGCACCACACGGUUUAUCUCAGGAGAGCUCCUGAGGUGGAGCUUUCAGCUGUCAUGUAGCUGUAUUGGUGGUGGGGAGCGGCGCCUGAUGGAUCCUGUUCUAAAAUGGUUUGUCUACUUAUAAUGGGGGAAAACCGGGGCAAUCCUGGCACCUUAAUCAGGCCUCCCAACAGUCCUGUGUCAUUAGAGCUCCCUGCAUUAUCCAGUUGGGUCUGCCACUUUUCUUUUCUUUUUCACUGUCCACCCAUUCCGAUAUCACCCCUUCUGGGAGGAAUGCUUAACCGUCACAGCGUGCUGUUAAGAUUAUGGUGCUUGGAAUGUUCCUGUCAAUUAAUUCUAAGGGACAUAUCCGUGUUUGUGUAUGUUCUGUUUGUAGUGUGGAUAUAGAAGAUUUGAAGGAGGACACACAAUAUAUAAAACUUCUAUAGCUUUUUUUUUUUUUUUUUUCUUCUUAACAAUUUGUCGCCCUUUAAGUCCCCACCUGGCCCUCUCUGUGGCCCUCCCAUUCUUCUUGCUUUGAAGAAUGUAUUGUACUCCUUUUCAUAUUUGUUUUUUUGUUUGUUUUGUUCCAACAGGCACCUUUUCCUUGAUCACACUGUAGACAACCAAUACAUUUAAAAAAAAUAAAGAUAAAAUUAAAGCAGCGAUGCAUGUCUUGUCUCCUCAAGCAGCCAUCGCAAAAGUUACCAGCAUGGAGCCAUCCGAAGAAGAAAAGGCCCUGCAUACCUUGGAGUCUGUCUGUUUUGUUCAUGCAAAGACGAGCCAAGUUUGCGUACUCGUAGAUAAUCAUCGGGAAGAGCUGCAGAAAAUCCAGUAUCACAUCCACCACGAGGAUGACAUAGAAAUCUGCUCAAGCUUUUUAAAUGCCACAUGCCUUCAAGGUUCUCUGUGUUCACGGCAUCAUACCGUACUCCCUUACGCCUGGCAGCUGAGAGAGAAGACCACGCACAUAUGGCAGAGCGUGGGAGGGUGCGGUCAGGAGAUGCUAGAACGGCUUUAUAGCAACCCGAAGAUUGUACACGUCAAAGGAAUGGUCAAGUAAGUGUCACGUUUUCUACAAUAAUGCAUGACUGACACGAAGAACACAAGUGUUCAGUAAAUCUAAAUAUGCCUUGAGACAUAACGGAGGUUAUGUUCUAAGCUAUAGAUAUUCUUCCAAAUUUUAUCAAAAAUUUUAAUUUGGCAAUUUUACUAGAGGUAACGUACCAGUCAAGAGAUUACUUGUGUGAAUUCACUCUGUGUCUACUUAAAAAAAUAAAGUAAGUCAUGGCAAUUGGUGAUGAUUGUGUGCAAAUUGACCCCAAAGUUAUCCACGUGGAGGGAGAGUUAGGAUUGCAUUUUGAGAGGGUUUUUAAGCAGCAAAUUGAAAGAAAAGCAUUUUGCGUGAUGGUUGUUUGCACGAAAACAGCCGUCUACAGUGGUUUCUAUUCCACGUUCUGUGGUACACUGCUAUGUCACAAGCCGCUUCAUUGUGUCACGUGAAAACAUUGACUUCCUGGCUGAAAUAGAUUGGAUACAGUACUUAAAAAAUGUUUUUGGACUUUGUCGCUGAAAGAUACCUUGGUCCAAAAACGAAUGGGAACCCCUGGUCUAUAGUAUAUGUCUUUUAUUUAAAAAUAAAUAAAUUUUAUAUAUAUAUAUAUAUAUAUAUAUAUAUAAUAAAUUAUUUAUUUUUUUAUAUAUCUUUAUAUUGGGCCACUGAAUAAGAAACCUCAUUACCUCUAAGCGUGCGUGCGUGUGAUCUCACUGUUUAUCAGACUGAGCAGAUGUGUUGGGUCACACUUUGCUGUUAUCUUAACAACAGCUGCUCAACCUAAUUUGCCUGUAGUUGUUACACUCAGAAUUUUAGGCUCCCUUUAAAUAACAUGAGUAAGUUGUAACUGGCAUAUGACUGGUGUCCAUUUAUUUAUAUAUACACACAAGUAUUGUGACACCUGACCGUUACACCAAUAGAAAAUUUUAUGACCUCACAUUCUAAAUACAUAGACAUGCAGUUGGUCACCCUUUGCAGCUACUCUUCUGUGAAGGCUUUCCACAAGAUUUUGUGGGAAUUUUUGUACAUUCAUCCAGUAAAUCAUUUGUGAUGUGAUGUUGGACGAGACGUCCUGGCUCGCAAUGUCCGUUACAGUUCAUCACAUAGGUGUUUGAUGGGGUUGAGGUCAGAGCUCGAGGUCCGUGUUCUGUGCAGGCCGGUCAAGUUCUUCCCCACCAAACUCAUCCAACAAUGUCUUUAUGGAUCUUGCUUUUGUGCGCUGGGGCACAGUCAUACUGGAAUAGAAAAGUUUUUAUGCUGAUAUUACCGUAAUACCAGUAGAAAUUUUUAACUCUUUAGCGAUGGAAUCAGCAGAGCAUUGGUGUCUUUUACGCCUCACCACUUGGAGACACCGCUUUGUGACUUUACGUGGUCUUCUGCUUCGUGGCCGACUUGCUCCUGUUCCUAAACGCUUCCACUCUCCAUUAAUGCCACUUACAGUUGAACGUGGAAUAUUUAGCAGGGAUAUAAUUUCACGAACUGACUUAUUGCAAAGGUGGCAUCCUAUCACAGUACCACGAUAGAAUUUACUGAGCAAUUUGGAGUGACCAAUUUUUGUUUGUAAAUGCAGAUUGCACAGUUAAAUGUUUGUUUGACUAUUGGCAAUGGGUCUGACUCAAACACCUGGAUUCAAUAAUUAAGAGGUGUGUCCCAAUACUUUUGUCCAUAUAGUGUACAGUGGGACCUCGGUUUACGAAUUUAAUGCAUUUUUCGGGACGUUUCUUAUUGCGAAAAAUGUGUAAACUGAAACACGGUUUCCCAUAGGAAUGCAUUGAAAUACGUAAUACGUUCUGGAGGACAGAAAAAAAGUCAAAAUGAGCCGGCAUGGAAACCAACCCACAAUGCAGAACACACAAUAAAAGGCAUGCUUGAGAAAUGCACCAAAAAGUCCCAGAACAACUGCAAACAAUUUCCAGAAUGGCUCCAAAACUCGAUGCAAAAGCCGCUCCAACACCUCCACACUCGAUGCCACAUGCUACCCACAGGCUCCAGCAUGCAGGGGCAGUGCGAUAAACCUCCCAGGUGUAAGGCAUCCUGGGGAGACUUGCUUUGUAUUGCGAAAUAAUUUUGUAAACCGAGGCAUUCUUUUCAAGGGAUUUUCAUUUGUAAAUCGAAAAUUAUGUUAACCGAGGCGUUUGUAAACUGAGGUCGCACUGUACUUUCAUUUUACAUUUUUGGAUCAGAAGUAGCUGCGUCCCACUGAACUUUGUACUUUCUGGACGGAAUGGGCGCUCCAGAGAGACCUUUCCAGGGAUAUGAGCGAGAGCUCUACAUUAGUACAUGUGUUUUGGGGUAUUUUGUGUCAUGCACUUUCUGUAUCCGGGUGAUAAUUAGUUUAACCAAGAGCUGACUCCAUUAUCUCCCAGACACAGAGGCACCUGGACGGGCUUGUGUUACUCUGAAUGGAGACCCCAUGCUGGGGGUCUGUGUAUAAAUUAUUGUGCUUUGCCCUAGUAAAACCAGUUCUGCUUCACUAAGUCAUGGCUAGUGCUUGGGUGAGACAGCGGUACCUUGUGCAGUGAGGUAUAAUUUCUCUGGAGAAAGGGGCAACCUAGGCGGUAGUAACCUAUCUUCUUGAGGGUAUGCCACCACAUCAGCGAUUCCCGCCUUGUCUAUUCCGGGGUUGCGCCGAUCACCCCUCCCUCGCGUCUGGCCUCAGACACCUCAGCCGUUUAGAGGAAGCCGCGGCAAACUUAAAUUGCUCAUUCAAAUUGUUUCCUAGUGAUUCAAGGUUGCCCUCUGAGCUCCCUCUUCUCUGAAAUUAUCUGUGUACCGAACCUCUGCUACUCAACUUGUUUAUGCUGAUCUCUCCAAACCCUGACCUCGGAUUCCAUUCAGACAUCCCUCUGCCUGCUCCCACUAUUACAGUUCAAGGUAAAAAAUUAAAGAUUACCUUGCUUCCAAAACUCUGGCUUAAGCUUGCUAUUUAAAGUGAAAUCAGCCUGCAUUCUUGCUGCUUAUUUUCUCCUGCAAUCCUUAGAUAGUGAUUUCUGCUACUAAUACUCUAUAGCUUGAAUUCAUAGUCUUCUUAAAGUGACAUGAAAAGGGGGUGCCGGGAAGCAGGGCCUGUGGUGGUCUUCUUAAGUCCAGAGUGAAAUGGGGAAUAAGAUGAGAAAAAACAUAAUAUAGUGUAGUAUAUUUAGAAUUCUUUGGUGGUUAUAAAUGAAACGAAAUGCACUUACAAUUUUCUUAUGUGGCUUAUGAUCAGCUCCAGAUCUGUCCGCCUGGACGGUAUGAUCCCCCGUCUGUGGAUAUGUUGCGUCUUAGGGGGCAGCUUUCCCAGUUUUUGGAGUAUUCUUGUAGUGUGUAACAGUCCAGCAGUCAGAUCUCCUCAGUAUAUAGGGAGGAGAAUAAAAACAGAAUAUAGUGCUCUCUGUAUGUAUUAUUAAAGUCUACUCACAAGCAGAGAGCAGAUAUAGUUAUUGCUCAGUUCUAAUAGGCGUAGGUGGUAUAAUCCCCACCAAGGAGGUCCCCAUUUAAGCCACGCGACUGGCGCAGAAGCGCUGAGGUUUUCCCCGGUUCCAGCAGGGAAGCGAUCAUUGGCAGAGGCACCCAGCCAGGGUACAGGGAGCUCCGCUACAGUUGUAAUUUUACCACACUUAUCAACAAAAUAGAUGUAGCUUAAAAAAAUUGGAAGUCUGCAUAUAUCUCAUGGAUGGACAGAAUGUCAAUGAUAACCAUGAAUAUUCUUUCAAGGAUACCUUUUUUUUUUUUUUUUUCUAGGCUAUCCCGAUUUUGAUCCCAAAGUCUUUCUUUAAUCAAAUUAGGCACUUGUUUUGUUGGUUAUAUCUGGGGAAAGAACUCCCCACGUCUUUCCUAUACUCACUUAGUAAGACCCACUGGUUGAGGUGGGUUAUGAGUCUCCGAUAUAUACCAAUAUUUUCAAGCAACCCACCUUACCCUUAUCUUGCACUAUUAAAAUUAAGAUAAGAGUUGGAUAUCAACUGAGUGUUCACAUAGCUGCUGACACAACACUUUUUCUACUAGAUUGCUACAUUAAGCGGCUCUAUCUUUGCACACUUUGUUCGUUCUAUUUUGUAAUUGGAACUGCAGUAUCCCUUUCUUAUUGUCCGUUGUGGCUGCACUUAUUAAAACUUGAUAGUAGUAAUUAUUUUGUAUGUAGUACAACAUAAUGUAUUAUUCCUGUUUUGUAAAAAAACACCCUGCACCAUUAUUAUUUGUGUUACUUAUUUGAAAAUGCAAAAAUUAAGAAUAUAUAAAAAAAAAAUUCAAUGUGUACAAACUGAAAAGGGGAAAGUUUUUAGAUUUUGUUUUAUUUUAUUAAAUUAUGUUUUAUAUAUAAAUGUUUGUUUGAAGUGAAAUCCUGAAUAAAAUUAUAUAUAAUAAGUGUGGAAAGAGGUAAAUUAUGGUUGAAGAUAAAUAUGCCUCAAAUUCCAGAUUUGUUUUGUCAUUAUUUUCGUUCAAUAAAACGGUUUGUUGUUCUCCAAAAAAGAGUGAUUAAGCUAUCAAACUGUCGAUCGUUUACCUUGCAAUAAUCUGAUCAUUAUCUAUGUAUUUCUAAUGCUAUGUAACUGUUAAAGUAAUCAGAAAAGUUUUUUUUAUUCUUAAUAUGAAAUCUUCAUAUACUUGUUAUACCUGCAAGAAAGUCUUUACAUUUUAAAACGAUCUUACUGACUUGUUAUUUAACACAAAUCAUACAUAUAUAGAUCUAAAGAGAGCGUGUCUUACCUCUAUACAUCCUACUAACUGUCUAUUUCUUACUGUCUCUCCCUUAGCAAACAAGAUAAAAUGCUUAUAAACUUUGCCACCAUGGAAGUGGCCCUGAGUCCAAUUUUUGACCGCAUUAGACGACUUUCCACUUCAACUUGUCCCAGCCUCCCCUUCUGCACCCAUCUUAAGUACUAUUAUGAAGAAGGUGAUAACUCCUGGAAAGAGUUCUCCCCGGUGAGCCUUCCUUUUCAUAAAAGUGGUGAUAACCAUGUAUCCCAGGCCAACAGAUGAUUGUGGCGGGGGGAGGGGGAACAUGUUACGUUGUAAUAACCCUUCAUCUGUGGGGUUUAUUUUAUUUUUUUAAACCUGCAGGACGUAACGAAAUGCAUAGAAGAAAACGCGAGAGAUGGUUUCCUUAUAAUUUGUAUCAAGACUCGACGUUUUAAUUACCUUGUAGAUCUUCGCCAUCUGACUCAGGAGAACCUACAGACCGGGACCAGGAGGAGGAUCAGGGCCCGUCCGUUGUUUCAAUCCCCAACUCUGAUGUUAUCUAAACUAUGGUAAGGCAAAGAGUAAACUGCUAGUAAUAAAUGUGUUGCAUGUUUCAUAUCGCCAGUCGUUUUGCAGUUUUGGAGCUGCGACCUUACAACAACUUAUAUUCACUAUAUUGCAAUGCACCUUGCAUGGUAGGCAAUGACCGAAAUCACACAAUAAACAAACAUGAAAUAUCUUUUAAAUAUUGGGCUAUGGCCAUGGUAUGUGUUUACUUAAUUUAAAGAUUGGGUAAAUCAAAAUAUUAACUGCAACAAAUUACAAUCCUAACUCCUAACUUUUCUAACAUUACUUUUACACCUUCAUAUCACCAGUCAGACAUUUUAUAACCUGACUCCCUGUUACGGAUCCCCUAUACUCUGACUGAGUAUAUCCAUUGAAGUCUCCCAGGUACCAAAGUGAAGCAGUGAUUAUAACACUAAGCAAUAAGGAAGGGAGACAGGAGAAGGGACAGGAUAAAUGAUAGAGUGUCCUGCAGGUGGUAGUUGCCUCGUUAUAGAGGGGUGGCCUUAGGAUAGGUUGGGCUCGGGGAGAUCACAAAAGAGGAAAGAUAAUUAAAACUUCACUUUUAAUGUAAAUAGUUAAAAGGGGGGUAAACAAACAACAGCUACAAAUUAGUAGUGUCAAUAAUGUAUCGAUAUACCAGUACCCGGGCUCAAGGAAAAAUAGUGAGCUGCACUGAAGCUGUUAACAAAGCUGAUAACAAUGUUUACCGAAACUGACUUAAUAACCCACAACCCAUGGGUAGAGAGGGGUUAACUACCAAAACACUGGUAAUCCUAGUGUUAUGGUACGUGCUGGCGGGAGUAUCUGCAGUAAAAUAACUAGGAGGUGCAGACUGCAAAGAUAUUGCCUGGUAUAUUCUGCAGUAACUGGCUUAAUAACCAACAAGCUAUGGGUAGAGAGGGGUUAACUGCAAAAACACUGGAAAUCCUAGUGUUAUGGUACGUGCUGGCGGGAGUAUCUGCAGUAAAAUAACUAGGAGGUGCAGACUGCAAAGAUAUUGCCUGGUAUAUUCUGCAGUAACUGGCUUAAUAACCAGCAAGCUAUGGGAAGAGAGGGGUUAACUGCAAAAACACUGGGGAGUACCUGCAGUAUAAUAACUAGGAGGUGCAGACUGCAAAGAUAUUGCCUGGUAUAUUCUGCAGUAACUGGCUUAAUAACCAACAAGCUAUGGGUAGAGAGGGGUUAACUGCAAAAACACUGGAAAUCCUAGUGUUAUGGUAUGUGCAGGCGGGAGUACCUGCAGUAUAAUAACUAGGAGGUGCAGACUGCAAAGAUAUUGCCUGGUAUAUUCUGCAGUAACUGGCUUAAUAACCAACAAGCUAUGGGAAGAGAGGGGUUUAACUACAAAAACACUGGUAAUCCUAGUGUUGUGGUAUGUGCAGGCGGGAGUACCUGCAGUAAUAAUAACUAGGAGGUGCAGACUGCAAAGAUAUUGCCUGGUAUAUUCUGCAGUAACUGGCUUAAUAACCAACAAGCUAUGGGUAGAGAGGGGUUAACUACAAAAACACUGGAAAUCCUAGUGUUAUGGUACGUGCAGGCGGGAGUAUCUGCAGUAUAAUAACUAGGAGGUGCAGACUGCAAAGAUAUUGCCUGGUAUAUUCUGCAGUAACUGGCUUAAUAACCAACAAGCUUAACUAACCAACACACUGGUAAUCCUAGUGUUGUGGUAUGGAGUACCUGCAGUAUAAUAACUAGGAGGUGCAGACUGCAAAGUUUAAUUCUGCUACAAAAACACUGGUAAUCCUAGUGUUGUGGUAUGUGCAGGCGGGAGUACCUGCAGUAACUACAAAAACACUAAUCCUAUGUGCAGGCGGGAGUGCAGACUAGGAGGUGCAGAAAGAUAUUGCCUGGUAUAUUCUGCAGUAACUGGCUUAAUAACCAACAAGCUAUGGGAAGAGAGGGGUUUAACUACAAAAACACUAGGGAUCCUCCUAUGCUUGUGGUCCCUAAGUACUUGUGCCUUCGAGGGCACCCCCUUAGCCAAAAGCCUACAAUCUCCUAUGGAAAUACAAAUAGAAAAUUUCCCACCAAUACGGCUACAAUGAAAGACGUGUGCUGGGAAUGCCUAGACUUUGUCGGCUGCUUCAAGUGCUGCUGGGUUACGGCCGAGCCGAUGCCGAUAGAAAGCUCUAAUUGGUAUGGUAAGUAAGGAGGUCACUCUUAGUGCAGUGACAGGUCACUCUUAGUAAAGUGACUGGUGGAUAGCGCCAGUGAUGUUUCCCCUGACGCGCGUUUCACCUCACAGGUUCAUCAUUGAAGUCUCCCAGGUACCGAAGUGAAGCAGAGAUUAUAACUCUGAGCUACCCCAAACAUCAGCCUAGACUUGAUCAAGGGUACAAAUGAACUGUUUUAUUAUGGCCAAGUUGCCUGCUUAUAUACACAACCCCCGGCAGGGGAUCUCCACCCAGUACAAUGCAAGCCCCUCACAAAGAUCUCUGUGCCUGGGAGAUAAUUGCAUUAAAGACCGGUAAGCUAAUUUUCUCCCAGGAACUGAGAGCAAACAUAAAAAAUAUAAAACAUAACAAUAACAAAACAUCCUAAAAAUAUAUAAUAACCCAACAAUAACCCCAAAUAGCGCUUCGAUCCAUGCAGUGUAGAGGAAACGCCACCGUGUUAAAGUUCUGACCAGCUGCACACAUGGUCCUAUGCCCAAAACCGUUCCAGGGCGUUUGGUGCUUUGGCCGCAAUGCUGGGUGCUCCACCUGCGUCUCGGGUUUUGUUUGUUCUCACUUAGUCUCAGGCACCUUCCCUCCAAAAAGUGCUCUCCUGGCGGAUUUCAUAGUCGUUCAAAACCCAGGACCAAGUUGUCCGGGAGCUGCACGGUCACGUCAUGCCGAAAACAGUUCCAUAACAUUCGCGGCUGAGUCCCCCUGAGGUGACCGGGAACCCACAAAGUCCUCAUGCUGAAUUUAGUUCCAUAACGAUAGCGGCUAAAUACCGCUGAUGGAGCUAGUGUUUGGUUCCAUUUCAAUGAAGGGAAAGUGCCGAACCAGGGAAAGCUGCUAAUGGCGGCUGUGGAGAUUUAACUGCUGAACAGGGUCUUUGGAUAUGGCCCAUAGUCCCUGGGCAGGAGGCUAGCUAGCAGGCUCCUCCAGGAACUCAUGGCAUCGGCAGUUUCCCACACUCCCCUAGUACAUAAUAAAUAUCAAUACUGCAUAACUUUAUUAGCAGAAAUUUUCCCCCUUCUUUCCACCCCCCAGGAUCACAAAACAACUUGACAAUAAAGCAACAAAGUAGUAUAGGCAGGGUGGGUUAUGGUCCAGGCAACACUGCAGGGUCUUAAGUCUUCACAGUGUCCAUCUCUCUCCUGAAUUGUGUCCUGAAAUAAAUAAUAAAAAAAACGGCCGUUUUACAGCCACUAUCAUAGCGCCACACCGCAAACCAAUCCAGAGCUAGUGCUCUCUUCCCUAGACAUUGCCCUAAAUCUGCCCAGCCUUUUGCAAAAUUCUGCCUAGCAAUCACAAAUCUACCCUUUAACAGCUCUAGGGUAGACUGACCCCUAUUAUUAACCCACUUCUUGCCACCGUUCCUGUAGCCUGGGCCAUUCAUUUCAUAUUUGCUAUCACACGGUUACUCCUUACUUACAAAGGGGGAAUUUCUAUAGCUUUAUUGGUCUGUAUGGGGAUGAAAUUCCAUCUAUUCAUGUGUUGUACCUGGGGAGGGCCAGACUCUCAUUAUGUUCCUGUAUGUCUCAUUGUUUUCUCUGUAGGACCAUUCAGAACUUUCAAUCUCCCACCUUCUGCACAAACUCCCACCCGGCAGCUGGAGGACUGUACCCUGCGACCUGGCACAUUACCAGUACCACUCUAAUUCAUGAGAGAGUACUCCUGGACUGUGAGGAGCGAGAAUUCCAGGAAGUGUACAGCUAUUUCCAUAAGACCGUGCCAGAGGCUGAGUUUCUGAUCCUUGGGAUCUACAGACUCCAGAACUACUUCCAGUGGCAGAAAUACGAUAGGUGAGUGCAGGAUAUAUACAGAGUUUGUAUACUCCGCAAUAACUACAGAGAAUACAAACUAUUACCCUGCAGUCACUAAGUGUUUUUAUUCAUCAAACAGUGAUUCCUGAGCUGACACAUUUUCCAGACACACAAAGCAUUGCAGUCUGCUUAUGUGUGUCCUUUUUAGAUUAGAUUUGCAGCUAAUACAAGCAAGUUGUCAAACCUCUCCCCUCCCCACAAAAAAAUAAAUCCUGCAAAACAAAUUCCGUGCAUAUCUUAUUUGAGAUAUCUGCUAAAUUGUUUUUUUUUUUGUUUUGUUUUUUUUUCCUUACGGAGUGUUGCUCUUCUAUUCGGUUUUCAAUUCACAGAAAUUGUGUAUAUAGUGUGUGUGUGAGACUGUGAAUGGCUAAUAAAGUGUAUAUCUCUUAUUCAUGACAUGUUAUAUCUUCUAAAUUGUGGCCAAGGCUCCUAGAUUGCAUGUUAAAAUAUCCAGUGCUAUUAUUGCUAACAUUCUGGAGAUUCUAAGUUUGUGAAUGCCAUAGGGGUAUCGUUGUCCCUCGAGAGUUGCUGGGUGAAUGUGAUUGGUAUAUAUACUGUGAGGUCAGUAUUGUUUCCCAUAUUGUUCCUCUGUCAAGCAAUGUCAUUCUCCACAAUGGGAUGGUAAGAUGGAAUCCUACAUGAGAGCGAAAGGAAUAAUAAAUGUUUGUCUUUCUCCUGCAGCAAAAGGAUGUACAUGACUCAACGCCUUGCUAAAACUGAAGUGGAUCAUGUGGAGCGCCAUCUUUUUCACGGUACAGAACAUGCAUUGGUCGAGGCCAUUUGCAGACAGAACUUUGACACACGAGUAUCUACCAGGAACGGAAGGUCUUUUGGCCACGGAUGUUACUUUGCCACAGAAGCCAGUUAUUCCCUUUUCUAUUCUACUGCUGAUGCCCGUGGUCAUCGCUUCAUGUUUCUGGCCAAGGUGCUGGUGGGACGCUCCACACUCGGCAGAGCUGAACUGCGACGUCCCCCUUCAAUCAACCCCAACGACCCUGAAAGUCCGCUGUAUGAUUCUUGUGUCAAUCAGAUUAAUAAUCCCAGCAUUUUUGUUCUCUUUGAUAAUGACCAGUUCUACCCAUAUUUUCUCAUCCGUUAUCAGAAGCUACGCAAUAUUGUUGCCUUGGACUGAAGUGAAUCAGUAGACAGGGUUUGGAGUGAUGUUUAUUUUUUGUUUAAAACCUUUAAUGCAUGACUCAGAGUUCAGUAAGUAAUCCUGUCACCAUCUUCAAUGAGGCGGACCUCUGUAUUUGCACGUAGUGGACUAUUGUCCGAGUUCCACUUUGUCUCGCCCAUCAGAAACAUUUUUGUGCUAACGUGCCAGUCCUGCGCCAGUAAGAGACUCAUUGGCAUGAGGUUCGAAGUGUUUUUUUUGUACUGCUGUAUCCUAGAUACAGUGAAUAGUAAAUGUCUAUACAACUAGAGGUUAGUGCAAUGAUAAUGUAGAAUUCUUGAAACCAUGUUUGUUUAUAACACCAGCAGGGCUAUUAAGAAUUGCUGGGAAUUUCAAAUUUAAAGCCAAAAUAGCUGAAUCUUUUCCAAGUCCUCUAUGCUUCCAUGUCAGCUACUUUAUCUAAAAUUCGAAUUCCUGACAAUUCUCACCUUAGUAAAUAACCCUGCAUGUUUUUCUGGUUAGUGUUUUGUGUUCCGUUUGCAUUUAAAACCUCAUUUUAACUGAAGGCUGAAAUGUAUAAUGUUUUACUUCUGUGAUGUUUAACUACCUUCACUGUAG